Molecule: messenger RNA, 3232 nt
Organism: Megachile rotundata (alfalfa leafcutting bee)
Lineage: Eukaryota; Metazoa; Arthropoda; Insecta; Hymenoptera; Megachilidae
Molecular function (GO): polyamine oxidase activity
Source: RefSeq, a predicted model, not a curated record
CAGUUGUUUUAUCAUUUGGACAAAGUCCCACAUUUUUUUUGAGUGCAAAAAACAACAUUUUUUAGAGAUAUAUUGAUUAUAUAUGACGACAAUACAACCCUUUACUAUUAUAGUUUACUACCUUAGAACGCGUUAAAUCAAAAUAAUGCUUAACGGGCCAAAGAUAAUUAUUAUUGGAGCUGGAGCUGCAGGUAUUGCUGCAGCAAGUAAAUUAAUAAAAAACGGUUUUGAAAAUGUUACAAUUCUCGAAGCCAAAGAUCGAAUUGGUGGUAGAAUAAAUACAGUAGAAUUUUCGGAGAAUGUUGUAGAGUUAGGAGCACAAUGGGUUCAUGGUGAACGUGGGAAUGUUGUAUUUGACAUGGCUUUUCAACAUAAAUUAUUGGAUUCGUCUAAAUGUUUUAAUGAUUUUAGUAAGCAUAUAUUUGUUUCUGCUAAAGGUGAAAUACUUUCAAAAAAAGAAGCCACAGAAACCUUAAAAAUAUAUUAUGAUAUUUCUGAAAAUAUAACAAAUGCUAUAAAUGAUGCAGAAUCUUAUGGAGAAUAUUUCAUAUGUCAAUUUUACAAAAUAUUUGAAGAAAAUCCAUUUACUACUCGCGAUAGAGCAGAACAGUUGUUAGACUGGAUGCACAAAUUCGAUAAUUCAAUCCAAUGUAGUGACUCAUGGUUUGAUGUUUCUGCAAAAGAAAUUACAAAAUACUGGGUUUGUGAAGGUGAUCAUGUACUUAACUGGAAAUAUCAUGGUUAUAAAACACUAUUUGAUUUGUUAUCUCAAAAGAUCCCAAAUUCAAAAAAGAUGUUGCCUAUAAUGGAUAAAAUAGAAUUUAAUAAAAGUGUCACAAAUAUUGAUUAUACUUCACAUAAUGAUAUAAUUGUGACAACUAAUGAUGACUCAAAAUAUAUAGCAUCACAUGUUAUAUUUACCGCAUCUCUUGGAGUCUUGAAAAAAAAACAUACAACAAUGUUUACACCAAUUUUGCCUGUUAAUAAGCAACAUGCAAUAAAGGGUCUAGAUUUUGGAGCUGUAAAUAAAAUUUUCCUAGAAUUUCCACAUAGAUGGUGGCAGGAAGAAUGUCCUGGUUUUAGCUUAAUAUGGUCCAGGGAAGAUAAGGCAGAGUUCAUUCGAUCUUAUGGACAAGAAUACGAAUGGCUAUGCGAUGUUUUUGCAUUUAUUUCUGUAGACUACCAACCACGAGUAUUGUGUGCAUGGAUUGCUGGCAAAUAUGCAAAGCAUAUAGAAUCACUUUGUGAUAAUGAUGUGUCUGAUGGCUUGUACUUACUCUUAGAAAAGUUCUUGAGUAAAGCAUAUAACAUUCCAAAAUUUGACCAGAUGCUUAGAUCAUCCUGGUAUACAGAUGAACAUUUCUAUGGAUCUUAUAGCUUCAGAAGCUUAACAACUGAAGAAAUGAACAUAGAAACAAAAGAUUUAGCUGAACCUUUUAUUACAGCUGAUGGUAAACCUAUACUUCUUUUUGCCGGUGAAGCGACGCAUGAUCAUUAUUACUCGACCGUGCAUGGAGCAGUCGAAACGGGUUAUAGAGAAGCUGAUAGAAUAGUAGAUUUUUAUAGAACGUGUGGUUGGUUAAAGCAAGUGGUAAGCAACUGCAAUAAAGUGGGAAGGAUACUGAACACUUUGAACCGAAUAACAACAAGAACGAAACUUGUAGUGAUAGGUGCAGGUAUUGCGGGAUUGGCAGCUGCAAGAACAUUAGAAAACGCAAAUUUCAAAGACUACCUACUGAUUGAAGCUCAAAAUGAAGUUGGUGGUCGAAUUCAAUCAAUACCGUGGAAUAAAAAUUGGAUAGAAAACGGAGCGCAGUUUAUACACGGCGAUCAGAGUCAAUUAGCACAGUUAUGUUAUGAACAUGAUUUAUUUUCGAAUAUUCAAUGUAAAGAUGGUCAAGGAAUUUUCCUUCGUAACAAUGGCCGCAAAGUAGACGAAGCCUUGAUAACGGAAAUAGAUGAUUUUGUUCGCACCACGUUAGAAGACUGCGAAAAUUAUGAGAAUAGAACAAUCGGAGAAGAUAAUGAAAAUAUUGGUAGAGUUUUAAGAAAUUCGCUCGUCAAGUAUUUAGAUAAACAAAACGAUUCGCUGAUUAUAAAAAAUAUAAAGAAAGAAAUUUUUGAUUGGAAUGUCAGAUUCCUUAUAAUAGACAAUUCCUGUCUCACAUUAGAUGAAUUGUCCACUAAAUAUUGGGGGAAAUUUAAGUUUGUUGGAGGACCAGAACAUCUUUCAUUCAAAAGUGGAUAUAGCUCAGUAACAAAACUUAUUGCUAAUGGUUUAAGCGGGAAAAAUUUACGUCUGAAUACUUCUGUGGAAUCGAUCGACUGGCAACAAGUAGUCGAUAAUGAUUUAGAUACUUCGCUCGUAUUGACUCUUUCCGACAACACUCAAAUCCUUGCGGAUUGUGUAAUAAUUACUUGUUCUCUUGGUUAUUUGAAAGAGAAUUACAAGAACAUGUUCAGUCCAUCUUUGCCAACGCAGUUUAUACAGGGAAUUGAAAAUCUUGGAUUUGGUUUGAUUAACAAGAUUUUUCUCGAUUUUGGUGUACCUUGGUGGAAACCUGGUACAAAGGGAUUUCAACUACUUUGGAAAGAAAGCAGAUCAGUUUCUUGUAACGAGUCAUUGGCAACAUGGACCAAAGAUCUUACAGGUUUUGACGUGCUACCGAAUCAUGAAGGUGUUCUUCUCGGUUGGGUGGGAGGACGAGGAGCUUAUAUGAUUGAAACGAUAAGCGAGCAACAAGUUGCGACCGACUGUGAAAAUUUGCUCAAGUAUUACCUAAAACUCGAGAAUAUAUCUCCAGUAAAAAGAUGUGUCAGAACGCAAUGGAAUGCAAACAAAUAUAUUCGGGGCAGUUACAGUCAUAUAACAACAAAAUGUGAUAAACAUGGAAUAACACCAAACGUUCUGUCGGAGCCGAUAUGGGGUAAAAUAGUACAAAAUGGCUGCAGCAAGGAUGUACCCAUUAUCAUGUUUGCUGGCGAAGCGACGCACCAAAAUUUUUAUUCUACGACACACGGUGCUUAUGACACUGGAACAAAGCAAGCACAAAUUUUCCUUAGUCACUACGUUACGAACAGCUGAUAAUUUCGUAUAACGUGUAUAAAAGAUACUAUCAAAUGUGUAUGUAUUUACACGCAUUUUCUGUACAUAUGUAUAUGCAAGUACACACGCACAUCUUUAUCUGAACAAAGCAAACAGAUUUCUUACAUUUAAUAAUUACAUAAUAUU